UCACCCGCUGUCAAGCACAGCCUUUUUGAGCGGGUAGGUACUGCAGAUUACCGUAAUAUUCUAGCCAGACUCCGCACGGAAUCUGGAAAAUACGCAUAUCCAAUCCAUCUGCUUCCCUCCUCUUAAAAGCAAUCGUCGCUUGAGAUAGAAGGUAAUGGUGCCAUUCGCGUAGCACUGUGCGCGUCGGACCAAAUAACCGGGACCUGUGAUGGUGCAGUGGGCUUUGCUGUGUAGCACCGUACAGAAGCGUAACAAAGUGUUCUGCUGCUGCCGCGUUCUUCGUGUUUCUUCCUUCGGGCAAAAAUACUUCCGCUAGUUGCGGGCAGUGUUAUCAAAACUUUAGCUGAUGGUAGUGUAAUUGCUUGGUUGAGUGGCAAGUGGACCAAACACCCGCAUGGAUGAAAGAUUCACGCAGCAUAUAGCACGAAUAUCGCCCAAAGAUAAAGCGUAGAGCACAGGCAGGCAGGCUUCAGAAUAAGAUGUGCUGGUCGGUGUGAGCGAGACAGCAGGUGCGGAAUCCCCAUACGCUCUCAGCCGCAGCAGCAGGCAAGCCGUGUAUUACUGUCAUUUUCGCGUGAGUGUGUUUGUGCGUGCAUCACAGUACACAGCACUAUUGUUUUGCUGUGCAUUUUGCUGCAUGGUAAAAAUCCGCAAGCAGCCCAAAGCAUCCGCCUGCCGUGUGGCGUGACUACCGGUUGGAAAAGAGGAGCUUUUGGUUAUUUCGCGUUUCCACCGCAUACAAACAACGGAGCGAUGGAAAAACAGGCACGGAAGCAUGCAGACGUUUCUCCUGCUGCAGGAGGAGGAGGAGGAGGUGGCGGCAACAAUCCUUCGUCGUCGAGCAGCAGCUCCAGCAGCAAAACUCGAAAGAACAACCCACUGAAGAAGAAAGAAAAGGACGCGGAAGUAAUGGGUAGACCGCCGCGAAACGAGAUGUUGAAUGCUGAUCACGAGGUAUUCAUGCAGGCUUUCGAGAAACCGACGCAAAUUUAUCGAUUUCUUCGUACGAGAAAUGUCCUAAAGCCCAUCUUUCUGCACCGCAAUCUGACCUACAUGCGUAAUCGCAUGUCUCGAUCUCACAAAUCCCGCCAGUCUUUCAAAAUCGACUCGAUGCUCGCACAAAAAAUGACCAAACUGCGUUCGGAAAAAUCCAACGAGAUGACCCUGUCCGACGGUUACUUGACGCUGCGCUUUCUCGGCUUUUUCGAUGAGAGGAAUCAAACGAUGCGAAACGGUGCCGAUAGCAACGGGAUCGUGAUGCCAUUGAAAAGCUCGUUCGCCGACGAUGCGCACGAUGACGACGAGAACGCUCCCGACUAUGCUCGCAAAUGUGUUCAGGUUGAGACGAAUCUACUCAAGAUAGCACACACCAAACGCAAAGAUAUGUCGGCCACACAGAUGCAGCUGACCAUUGGAAAGUCCCAGGUGCUGAUAAACCCGAAGGAGGAGCAACAAUCGUCCGCUAGUAGCAGUAGUAGUAGUAGUAGCACCGAAAUAGGGGUCGCUGAAAAACCACCGUUCGUUAGCAUACCGACGGAUUCGUUUAAUACGAACAGCGUCACUAAUACGGCCCUGUCCGGCCCUCAGGUGUCUUUCAUUCUGCGCUUCCGCGUGCAGUAUAUGGGCUCUGCGGGCUCGAUUGCAAACGGUACCAAAGGCGAGCAGCAACUGUAUCUGACGAAUGGAACCGUUAGCGAUGGGGAUGAACCCUCUGCCAAACGACAGAAACUGCACAGCCACAGCAAAAUGUACAGCACGGAGCUGACGUUGUUCGAUAAGUACGGCCGUUGUCUGCUGAAGGAAGCCGAUUACGAGCUGACCGUCAGAGAAAUCAUAUCACAUCAAAAGUCGGUCGCGGCAAAGUAUGGAUCGCCGAUGAAGAACCGCUACUGGACCGCAUUUCCCGAUGCGUGCGAGAUUAUGGACUACAUGCCUUCGGACGAUUGUAGCAAAAGUGACAUAGUACCACCGACCAGUGAAGAUUUUAUCGAUCGCUACGAGGAGCUGAUCAAACCCAUGCUCAAAGUGCGGCUGCAGUGGACCAAAGAACCUCCGCACGGUUUCGAUACCGCCGGUUCAGCGAUAAAGAUGGAGAACGGGUAUAACGAUAAAGAGAACCACAAACCACCGUCCUCGCCGUCGGCGACGGACUCGUUCAAGAAAGGACUGAAUAUCAACAUUAACAAUAAUAGCAUUCUAACGCCAGCAGCGGCCACCGCCGGCCACCUGGACGACGUCGACCAAUCGCUGAGCGAGGGCAACACGGCGGAAGAUUCGUCAACAAACGACGUCAAGCCGGAAACGGCCCUUGUGCCUAGCAGCGCGGGUGCUGCUCCAAAGAACUCGGACGAUGCGAAACGGGUGGUUUACCACUUCAUGCACAACAACUACUCGCGCCAGCAAACCGAAAAUACGGACGAGUUUGCUUGCCCAUGGUGCUGCUUAAACUGUGGCAUGCUUUACUCGCUGCUGAAGCAUCUGAAACUAUGCCACGCACGAUUCAACUUCAACUACGUGCCCAUCCCGGAAGGUGCUCGCAUCGACGUGACGAUCAACGAGCUGUACGAUGGUUCGUACAAUGGGUCGCCCCACGAUUUGCUCGGCCCGGCGACAGCUUACUCGGUGCGUGAUCCGCUACGCCGGACGGUCGUUACCAACCUGCUCGUCUGUCGGCCACGGCGACCGAAACCGAGCCUAGCGGAGUUUAUCGAUAACGAUGAAAACGAAUUCGAUAGCCAGAGGCCCUACAUCACCGGCCACAGCAGAAUGUACCAUCACACCAUGACUUGCCUGCCGGUGUAUCCUCGGGAGCUCGAUAUCGAUUCGGAAGGUGAAAGCGAUCCGCUCUGGUUGCAGCAGAAAACCAUGCAGAUGAUUGACGAGUUCACUGACGUGAACGAAGGCGAGAAGGAGCUGAUGAAGAUGUGGAACCUGCACGUGAUGAAGUACGGCUACGUUGGCGAUUGUCAGAUACCGAUCGCGCUAGAAAUGUUCAUCGAUCUCCGCGGGCGCGAGCUGAUGGCGCGCAAUCUUUAUCGUAACUUUGUGCUGCACAUGUGCUCGAUGUUUGACUUUGGGUUGGUAUCGGCCGACGUCAUGCAGCGUAUCAUUCGGAAGCUACGGAAAAUCCCCGCUAACGAUACGGAACUGCAACAGUCGGUAAAGCAAUCGAGGGCGGAGCAAAUGAACUAUUGGAACAAUGUGACCGUGCACAAACAGCAAACGGUAAAGACGGAACUCCUCAGGAACGGUAACGGAGAGCGCACUGCCGGUACAGGCGCCAGUACUUCCAUCUCUGGUAGCUCGUCGUACCAUCAUCAUCAGCACCACAAAUCUGGCCACGGUACCAGUGGCAGCGGUCCAUCUAACACCGGUGAUGGACAGCAGCGAAAGGUUAAGCCCACCAUAACACCUGCGAAAAACACGGAUCCCGGAGCCGAACUGCCUAGAGGCCGCCGAAGUGCUGGUGGUAACACGGCAAAGGGGGGCUCUCCCAUCGUCAGCAGCAUCGGUGGUUCGGUGUCGCAACCGUCAUCAUCCUCAUCGUCAUCGAGCAAGGCAUCGUCCAGCGCUAAGCCUUCACAUUCCACCACCGGCACCACGAUGGUGAAACCACCACCAUCAGGUUCGGGGAAAGCAGUAGCAUCCGCCGCUGCCCUUCCCUCGGGCAGAAAAUCCUCCACUAAUCGAUCCUUUGCCACUCCUUCUGCCUCAUCCACCACCAACACGAACAAACACCAGAACAAUCAACACCAUCCAGCGGCCGCCUCAUUUUCCCCAAUAAUUACGCGAAGGAAAUCUCUCUCUUUAGGUUCGCAUCUUUUGCUGCGCAAACGGUCUCUCAACUGAUGCUGGCUCUAACUGAUUUCGGGCAGGUGGUUUGCACGGGGAUGGGGCACAAAAAAAAACAAACAAAACGCGAGAGUAACUAACAAACCUGGAACCUGAGGCAGGAAGGAAGCGAACGAACGGUGGGAAAGCAAAGGUAUAUUUUAAAUAAUUGUACAUUUAGGAGGGCUUUUGGAAUGCAGCACACAGUGUGGAUUGCACCGACGUUUCAUUCGCGAUAUAGCAUAAUAUUUUUAUACACUCAUACGUACUAGCCAUGUAGGAAGGAAAGCAGUGGUUGGAAAAGUGAAUGGAAGAAAUAAUCAACCCACGCACGGGGGGCGGGGUGGGUACACACACUCAGUGAACAAGCUUUAUUUGGAGUCGAUGAGUUCGGGGUGGAAAAUUUUAAAUGCAAAAAAGUUUAGACAAUUGUCAGGCAUGGAAACUGGAUUGCUUCCGCUAGGCAGCUCUACACGUACGUAGAGCAACGGGCAGGACAGAAGGUGUUGUGUUGCUUGUUAGGUGUGGAAUAUAUGUGAGGUCAAAACCAGUGACGAGGAGUAGCAACUUGUUUAGAAAGAAAAAUCCUACCCUAUCUGCCUAACGUAAUGGAGCAAGCAGCAGGAAUUGCUUUAUGUAUUUUGAACAACAGCAGAGAGAUGAACUGGCGUUUGUUUUUUUUUUACACAGGAAAUACAUAAUAAUUAGGCACAUAUGAAAACAAACUUAUGCAGGAAUAUUUCUCGGGAAGUAGUGAAAAUAGUUGAAGAAACGUAUAGUUGUAGUUAAGGCAUAGUGGGUUGUGUCUUUGGUGAGGAGUGCGCGCGACUCAUCGCGUGAAAGACUAAAAAACAAUAUGCACAUAUACCUCGGAAGGACAAUGGGCGGACACAGUUACAGCAACAAUUCGUGACAUUCUUUCACCCUUCGUUGUCUUUCCUUAGCCAUCAUUAGCCGCCUCCUUUUCGUCUCCUUCUCUCUCUCUCUCUCGCUCGUUGUCGUCUAUGGUAAUCAAUCGGUAUGGAGUUAUUGUAGGACGCCUACAGCCAACUAGCAAGUGGAUGGUGUGUGUGUGUGUCCGAAUGAGAGAUAGGAAAGGGAGGAAGGAAAGCAGAAGGUACAUGCCGUGUUCAAGCUCCAAUCACUGCCAUUUGUCCAACUCCUCCUGGUACGCGACAACUAUGACUGAUUGUAAAAAAAAAAGAUAGUUGCGCUAUUCUGUGACCAACACACGGAAAGCGUGCGGAUUGUUUAAAUUUUUUCCAAAAAUUAAGUUCAAAGUAAACAUCCGAUUAAAGUGUUAGCACGAGCUUCGUAAGGAGAGCACUGCUUGUUUUAAGUUGCGUUUUUAAACGGUUCUCUGUUCUGAUACUUUCUUCUGCCUAGUUCGAGCUACUCAAUCCGUUAGCAAUAGAAGGAUAAAAUUGAAGCCGCCUAGCAUUGAUAGUGGUAUUAGAGCCAACACAAACGGAGCACUGGCUUACGAGACUUAUGUAUACCACGUAGCCAGAUGAUAAUCAAUUGUUGGAUCGGAAGUUGGCUCGCUUUUCACAAACAGGCAGGAGGUUUUCUCUUGUUCAAGGUAAUCGAGGAGGGGGGUGAAUAUUGCGCGAUGAACCAGCAGAUUCUUUUACGCGAAUUAGGAGUAUGUGUCUUAGGUUUGCCUAUGUUUUAGCCCUACCAAUGUUUUUUUAAAUGUCGAAUUUAAACAAUGACGCAAUAAAACGAAAACUUUAGAUGAACAAUA
Messenger RNA from Anopheles stephensi (Asian malaria mosquito), 5578 nucleotides. It is a transcript of the gene Su(z)12, whose product is annotated as polycomb protein suz12-A. Gene Ontology annotation, cellular component: ESC/E(Z) complex; nucleus. The record is from RefSeq and is a predicted model, not a curated record. The transcript is spliced from 6 exons. The coding region runs from base 754 to 3849 and encodes 1031 amino acids. Lineage: Eukaryota; Metazoa; Arthropoda; Insecta; Diptera; Culicidae. Gene Ontology annotation, molecular function: chromatin DNA binding.